Molecule: messenger RNA, 1953 nt
Organism: Lingula anatina
Lineage: Eukaryota; Metazoa; Brachiopoda; Lingulata; Lingulida; Lingulidae
Product: guanine nucleotide-binding protein-like 3 homolog
Cellular component (GO): nucleolus
Molecular function (GO): GTP binding
Source: RefSeq, a predicted model, not a curated record
GUUAGAGAACACAACAGAAAGAAGAAAAAAGAAGCAAAGAACAAUCCCAACAAUAAAUCUAAAAGAAAAGAUGUGGCUGUCCCAAACAGUUUACCUUUUAAAGAAGAAAUUUUGAAAGAAGCUGAAGACAGAAAGAGAAGGUUAGAAGAAGAACAGCAACGUCUGAAAGACAAGAGGAAAAAAGACAGACAAAAGAUCCUGGAUAAAAAGAGAAAUUUAGCAAGUUUUGCUCAAGAUGCACAGAAAAGAACAGCGGAAUAUGAGAGAAAGAAUGCUCUGUGUGGGGAGGGGUCGUCCUUGGCUUUGACUGGAGGAAAAUCUGUGGAGUCAUCUCUCAAAGCUUACUACAAGGAGUUUAAAAAGGUGAUUGAGGCGGCAGACGUCAUUUUGGAGGUGCUGGAUGCCAGGGACCCUGUGGGAAGUCGCUGCCCCCAGGUGGAGCAAGCAGUAAUCAACGCAGGGACAAACAAGAAACUGGUGCUAGUCCUCAACAAAAUUGAUCUUGUUCCAAAAGAGAAUGUUGAAAAGUGGCUGACCCAUUUGAGAAAUGAAUUACCCACUGUUGCCUUCAAAGCAUCAACUCAGACACAGAAAGAAAACUUGGGGCAGAGUCGAGGCUCACUUCAAAAGACGACAGAAGAUCUGCUGAAGUCAAGUCGCUGUGUAGGAGCAGACGCUCUCCUCAAGUUGCUGGGCAACUAUUGUAGAAACCAAGAUAUCAGGACAGCUAUUACUGUGGGGAUUGUGGGGUUUCCUAACACUGGCAAGAGCAGUAUCAUCAACAGUCUGAAGAGGUGUAAAGCGUGUGGUGUAGGUGCCACUCCUGGUUUCACCAAGACCAUGCAAGAAGUCCAUCUUGAUAAACACAUCAAACUGCUGGACAGUCCAGGUAUUGUCAUGGCAACGGGAUCCUCGGACGCUUCAGUAAUUCUAAGGAAUUGUGUGAAGAUUGAGACUCUCCCUGACCCCAUUUCUCCAGUAGAGGCCAUCAUGCGGAGAUGUAGCAAGCAGCAGUUGAUGCUCCACUACAAUGUCCCAGACUACAAGGACGUUCAGGAGUUUCUGUCUCUGCUGGCCACCAAGAUGGGCAGAUUGAAGAAGGGAGGAGUGCCAGAUGUGGACAAGGCAGCGAAGACAGUGUUACAGGAUUGGACCAGUGGCAAGAUAACGUACUACACCCACCCUCCAGAGCAGCACUCUCUCCCUGUCCACCUUGACGCCGCCAUAGUGACCCAGCUGAGCGCCGCCUUCGAUGUCGAGAGCCUGAUGAAGGAAGACGAGGACACACUGAGAGAUCUGAAGAGUGUGAGUAGUAUGGAUAUUGUGGUAGAGUCAGCUGGACCCACAGACGGAAUUGUCACAGUGGAGGAAGAGGAGGCAGAGAAGAUGGAGGAAGAAGAAGAAGAAACUGAAGAGUUAAAGGAUGUCACGGUAUCCAUGGAAACAAAACCAACCAAGAAGAGCUCAUCCAAGGUUACGGAGAAGAAAAAACAAAACUCUGAGAAUGUCCUGAGUCUUAACCAGCAGGUAAACAGAGAAAGGAAACAAGAUUUUAAGAAGAUGAAGAAAAAGAGAAAGAGAGCAGAUGCGUUGGCUGGAGAGCUCUCCAAGGCACUUGAUGGCGCUAUGAGUGGACUCGGCGCUGAAGCUGAUGAGGAUUACGACUUCGGAACAGACUUUAAAUGAGGAGAAAAAAGAGUAGAGACUUUUCAACAAAAGACGCAAUCUUCAGUUAUUUAAAUGCAUCUUUAUUUUUGAAACUGAGCAAAUGUAAUCUAUGAAUUGAGACAAGGUGGCAGAACACAAAAUAAUUUGGAAAGACUAUCAUCUUAAAUGCACUGGCUGUGAAGAAUAAAGAAGUUUGUUCAAAAAUAAUUCUAAUUUUUGAUUUGACUGAGAAAUACCAGGGCUGUCCAAAGACUUAGAAUAAAAUGACAAAUUAGUCAUAAAAAA